Messenger RNA from Anopheles stephensi (Asian malaria mosquito), 2933 nucleotides. Its product is annotated as arylsulfatase B-like. Bases 432 to 2252 code for a protein of 606 amino acids. NCBI's taxonomy places the organism in Eukaryota, Metazoa, Arthropoda, Insecta, Diptera, Culicidae. The transcript has 5 exons. The record is from RefSeq and is a predicted model, not a curated record.
UAAAUAAUUAUCUUCCCACCUGCUCCACGCUUACGAUACACCCCAUUUUCCUGGGGCUGGGGAAACCGAAAGGGUUUCGGGUGAUAACAGCAAACUUUGUUUCCAACGAUGAGCGCAAAAACAUUGCCAGCCAUGCCAGUGUACGUGAGUGGGGAUCUCCGCACAACCACGAGUCGAGUUCAGUCCACCGAUAGACAUUCGCGCGAACGGAUCGUAAGUAGCAGUGGACCGGGUACCGCACGUUAGUCGUUAGUGUAUAGUGUAUGCAUCCUGACCGUGUGCGGACUACUACUGUAAAGUGAUCUUCCAAGCUGAAUUACACCAUUAGCGCUACAGAAGAUGGCGAUGCCGUGAGCGACAAGAACGCCACACCGCAGUUGCACCGUAGUUGCCCGAUCGUACUUAUCGAUUGCUAAACAGCACACCCCAAAAUGAGUAACCGAAGCGGUAUAGCUACACCAAGGAUGACACAUCUCACCGUACUGCUGCUGGUAUGCAGCAUUAGCCACCCGGUGCUAGGGUACGGCCAGGCGUCCCGGAAGCCACCACACAUCGUCAUUAUUACGGCGGACGAUAUGGGCUGGAACGAUGUCGGUUUCCACGGUUCCAACCAGAUAGCGACGCCGAACAUUGACGCGCUCGCGUACGACGGUAUCAUCCUGAACCGGCACUAUUCCGCACCGAUGUGUACCCCGUCCCGGGCAGCCUUGAUGACGGGCAGAAACCCGAUCAACGUUGGCAUGCAGCACUACGUGAUCGACAGCGAUGAGCCGUGGGGCCUCGGGCUUGAUCAGCGCAUUAUGCCGCAGUACUUCCGCGAGGCGGGCUACCGAACGCACAUGAUUGGCAAGUGGCACCUUGGAUUCUUUACCGAGCACUACAUACCGACGAACCGGGGGUUCGAUACGCACAUCGGGUACCUCGGGCCGUACGUGGACUAUUGGAGCUACGUGUCGAAAAUGAAUAGCGGUACGUUCCAGGGUUACGAUAUGCGUCAAAAUCGGUUCGUCAACUAUGCGGCCAACGGGACCUACGCGACGGAUUACUUCACAGCAGCCGCUAAGGACAUUAUCGCCCAGCACGGCAAGAGCGAACAACCGAUGCUGCUGGUACUGAAUCAUCUCGCACCGCACGCAGGAAACGAUGAUGAUCCACUGCAAGCGCCGCAGGAAACGAUCGACAAGUUUGACUACAUCCAAAAUCUCGAUCGUCGCACGUACGCAGCGAUGAUGUCGAAGCUGGACGACAGCGUUGGUGCGGUGUACGAAAGCUUGAAGGCUAACCGAAUGCUGGACAACUCGAUCAUUGUGUUUCUGAGCGAUAAUGGAGGUGUUACUCGGGGGAUGCACAGCAACACCGGGUCUAAUUAUCCGUUCCGGGGACAAAAACAUUCUCCCUGGGAAGGUGCAGUGCGUACCGCGGCACUUAUCUGGAGUCCGCUGCUGCAGGACACACAGCGUGUCUCCAACCAGUGGUUCCACAUCUCCGACUGGUUGCCAACGCUAGCGUCAGCCGCAGGAAUUACGGUGGGCAACAGCUCCCGUGCCGAUAUCGAUGGUAUCGACCAGUGGGAAGCACUGGCGUACGGAACGGGCAAUCCGAGACAAAGACUGAUGAACAAUCUGGAUGAAAUAUUCGGCUACACAAGCUACAUGGAGAACGGUUUCAAGUACAUCAACGGAACCACGCUGAACGGGUUAAACGACGAGUGGUACGGUGAAACGGACCCGCUCGAUAAACUGCCUGGGGACGAUGAGUAUGUCAGCAGCGUCCUGUCCACCACGAUCGCCCGUACGGGCAUGCUGGACGAAAAGCUGAUCUCGUACCUUCGGCGACACGCGAAAGUUAGCUGUGGCAAUGCGAUUCCCAGCACACAUUGCAACCCACUGGUAAGACCGUGCCUGUUCGACAUCAUCAACGAUCCCUGCGAAAUGCACAACAUUGCGGCCGAGCAUCCAAAGAAGCUGCGCGAAAUCAGACAACAUCUGGAGUACUAUCGAGCGCGGGCGGUAAAGCCACGCAACCGACCGCACGAUCCGGAAGCGGACCCUUCCAAAUUCGGUGGCGUAUGGAACUGGUGGCGUACCGAUCCGACCAAGCUGGCCAAACAGGACGACGACGUCGGCGACGACGACAACGAAAUGCCACCCCCGUCCCACUCGCUCGCCAAGGACACACAACUCUUUGAAAAAGCAGGACUCGUCGACAGCGCCCAGCGAGAUACCGACAGAUGCUUCGAGCCCGGACGGUAAAGGGACGGCCGACGCUGCCUUUAGCUCGAACAUUUACGUUAUUAGCGAUAGGGACCUGGACAGGUAAUCUGGCAUGGCGAAUUGGCUUUCGGUAAACGUGUUGUUUCGCUUUCCUUCGGAAAAUGCUUCAAAAUUCAGCGUAGACUAAUUAUGACUCGGCACACCAAAUUUCUUGCACCUAUGUUGUACUUCUAACAUACCACUGGGCUGGGCUUCAGUAUCAAGCUUUAAGGUACCAAAGAGCUCCUGCUAGCUUAACUUAACAAACCGGUCGGGAUUUAUCAACUGGCGACUGCUUACCGUAACUAUACACUUAACAUUACUUCUAACAUUUGGAAGUACUGCGGGGACAUGGGUUCUUCGGGCGCGUGGUUUACGAGUUACGCGAGAUGAUCUAUUUAUUUUAACCAUAUUUUACAGCGCACUUAAGCAUUGAUGUGUUGCAUGUGAUGAUUGGUCAGCGACGAUCGACAGUGUGCCUGCACAACUGGUCCCAAGAAAUGUUAAGCCUUUUAUCUUGCGUACCAGAUUGGACUGUGAAGCGUUGAAUAAAUCCCGACUUUGAAAACCCGUGGAAAUGCGUUAAAUGAGUUUUAAUAAAGGGUUUCGGAUCGAUCCUAACAAAGAGCGGAACUUUAAUUUGAAUAAUGUGAAUAAAACGGAAUUCUGUAACACCAUGAA